Messenger RNA from Paralichthys olivaceus (Japanese flounder), 1086 nucleotides. It is a transcript of the gene mrps23, whose product is annotated as mitochondrial ribosomal protein S23. The record is from RefSeq and is a predicted model, not a curated record. Gene Ontology annotation, cellular component: ribosome; mitochondrion. Gene Ontology annotation, molecular function: structural constituent of ribosome. Gene Ontology annotation, biological process: translation. Lineage: Eukaryota; Metazoa; Chordata; Actinopteri; Pleuronectiformes; Paralichthyidae.
AAAAAGCAACGACCUACAAUCCGACCGGAAAUCUCGUCCACGCAGGUUAUUUGAGCAACAUCUCAUCUCGUGUGUGCUCCGCUCGCCGCUGGUUGUGCGGUGAAACUAAGCUGAAUGGCGGGCAGCAGGUUGGAGAAGUAUGGAACAGUUUUCACCCGGGUCCGAGAUCUGAUGCGCUCUGGAGUCAUUCAGCCGGCAAAGAAACCCAUCUGGUAUGACGUAUUCCAGGCUUUUCCACCUAAGAGGGACCCACUUCACGUGAAGCCAUACACCAGAGCCAGCUCCAAGAAACAGGAAACAGUGCCUGAUAUCUUCUACAGAGAGGAUGAAAUUAGAGCGAAGUUCUAUGAGCAGUAUGGGGCAGGUCCUCGGGCUAUUGAUCUCACCAAAUUAUCCUUUGUGUCUACGUGUCAAAGAUUUGUAGACAAAUACACAGAGUUACAGAGCCACCACGAGCUGGAAGAGUCUGCUCUGUUUGAGGAAACUGGCAAGGCUUUACUCUCAGAGGGCAUUGUGUUGAGGAGGAGAGGAGCUCAUCCGCAGGUGUCAGCAGAGUCCAUGGGUCCUGUGCUCAAGCUGAAGCUAACAGACAUGUUGGCUGAGCAGCAGUCAGUAGGUUCGGACAACAAGGAGGCAAUGGAUGACAAAACACACACACAGCCCAUAGACUCAAAAACCAUCGGAUGAGCUGCAGAAUGUCCCACACAAAGAAAUGAUGUGUGACUGACUUGAGAAGCUAUGGUUCUGUUUAUGCUCCUUUGACAUUUAUUACAACCACCACUCGUCAGGGAUUUCAACCAAGGUCAGGAACUGCUCUCUCAGGAACUGCUGUCCUAACUGGCUGAAUGCAACCUCCUUGUUUCCCCGGCUGAUGCCAUUUAGAUGUGAAUUCUCUCAGCAUCAAGUAACAUACUGUUGUCAUUAAAGGGUCUGGAAAUAGUCAAUACAUGCUAAAAAUGUGUUAUGUACUGAAUGUGUAUAUGUAUAAUAUAAUCAAAGUCCAAUUCAACAAGGACUUUCAAAAAAUGAUUACUACAGACACCUACAAAAUGCAGCAUGAAUAAAGGUUUUUUAUUUAACAAAUAA